CCCCCCCGCGUCCUCCCCCCGCCCUCCUCAGCCUCCCUCCCCGGCGCUCCGCCGGCUGGGUUACGCAGCAGCCGCCGCCAGCGCUGGCAGCACUUGGCGGGAGGGCUUCGCCCCGCCGCUCCCGGAGCAUCUCCAGAGGCAGCGCCCAACGGGGAGCCGGUCCCGGACGGAGGGGGCAGAAUCGGAGGAGGGCCGGGAGCCGGGCAGCAGAAGAAGCACCCAGGCUAAUACGCACGAUACUACCACUAGUAAAGAGUGGGGCGAGGAGGAGGCGCGGCCCUGAGGAGGAGCCCUCGCCCCCGGGCAAGAGCCAGGGGCGGCGCUCGCCGGCAGCCUCCCUCCCUCCUUCCAUCCCUCCUUCCCUUCCCCGCGCCCCGGGCGCCCGUCGGGGCAUGGCCUGAGCCGCCCCCGCCGCCGGCACCAUGGCGGCGGACGCCGGCCUCGACGUGGCGGCGGUGGAAAGUUUCCUCGACAGGCACCCGGAGCUGGUGGAGAAGUGGCUGAAGAGGAGAAACUCGGUGCCCAAGGCGCCCGCGGGCGGCCCGUCCGAGGAGCGGCGGGGGGGCGGCGGCGGCUGGGGCAGCGGGGGCGUCCCCGGCGCGGGGGGGCUGCAGCGGCGGGCGUCCCACAAGGAGCUGCGGAAGAGCUUCGCCCGCUCCAAGGCCAUCCACGUCAACCUCACCUACGACGAGCAUGUGCACGCCCGGGCACAGGAGCCGCUGAGCAGCGUGCGGCGGCGGGCCCUGCUGCGGAAGGCCAGCUCCUUGCCCCCCACCACGGCGCACAUCCUCAGCGCCCUGCUGGAGUCCCGCGUCAGCCUGCCCCAGUACCCCCCGCCCGCCCUGGACUACAAGCGCUACCUCAAGGAGCACAACGAGCGGCAGUUCUUCCUGGAGCUGGUCAAGGACAUCUCCAACGACCUGGACCUCACCAGCCUCAGCUACAAGAUCCUCAUCUUCGUCUGCCUCAUGGUGGACGCCGACCGGGGGUCCCUCUUCCUUGUGGAGGGGGCGGCCGCCGGCAAGAAGAGCCUAGUCUCCAAGUUCUUCGACGUGCACGCCGGCACCCCGCUGCUGCCCUGCGGCUCCACCGAGAACAGCAACGAGGUGCAGGUGCCCUGGGGCAAGGGCAUCAUCGGUUACGUGGCGGAGCACGGAGAGACGGUCAACAUCCCCGACGCCUACCAGGAUCGACGCUUUAAUGAUGAGAUUGACAAACUCACUGGAUACAAGACCAAGUCACUCUUAUGCAUGCCCAUAAGAAACAGUGAUGGAGAAAUUAUUGGUGUUGCCCAAGCAAUAAAUAAGAUUCCUGGAGGUGCCCCCUUUUCUGAUGAUGAUGAAAAAGUAAUGCAGAUGUAUCUCCCAUUCUGUGGGAUUGCCAUAUCCAAUGCCCAGCUGUUUGCAGCUUCAAGGAAGGAGUACGACAGAAGCAGGGCUUUGCUGGAAGUAGUGAAUGACCUCUUCGAAGAACAGACUGACUUAGAGAAAAUUGUCAAGAAAAUUAUGCAUCGGGCCCAAACCCUACUGAAGUGUGAAAGGUGCUCCGUAUUACUUCUAGAAGAUAUUGAAUCACCAGUGGUGAAAUUUACAAAAUCCUUUGAGUUGUUAUCUCCAAAAUGCAGUGCUGAUACUGAAAACAGUUUCAAAGACAGUGUGGAGAAAUCAUCAUCUUACUCUGACUGGCUAAUAAAUAAUAGCAUUGCUGAACUUGUAGCUUCCACGGGUCUCCCAGUGAAUAUCAGCGACGCUUAUCAGGAUCCGCGCUUUGAUGCUGAAGCUGACCAGAUUUCUGGCUUUCACAUAAGGUCUGUUCUGUGUGUUCCUAUAUGGAAUAGCAACCACCAAAUAAUCGGGGUAGCUCAAGUGCUGAACAGGCUUGAUGGGAAACCCUUUGAUGAUGCUGACCAGCGACUGUUUGAGGCUUUUGUUAUUUUUUGUGGCCUCGGCAUCAACAAUACAAUUAUGUAUGACCAAGUGAAGAAAUCCUGGGCAAAACAGUCUGUGGCUCUUGACGUGUUAUCUUAUCAUGCAACUUGUUCAAAGGUAGAAGUGGAUAAAUUUAAGGCAGCAAACAUCCCUCUGGUGUCAGAGCUUGGCAUUGAUGACAUCCAUUUUGAUGACUUCUCACUUGAUGUGGAUGCCAUGAUUACUGCAGCCCUGCGGAUGUUCAUGGAACUUGGAAUGGUUCAGAAAUUUAAAAUUGACUACGAGACACUGUGUAGGUGGCUUUUGACGGUUAGGAAGAAUUAUCGAAUGGUUUUAUACCACAACUGGAGGCAUGCUUUCAACGUGUGCCAGCUAAUGUUUGCCAUGUUAACUACAGCAGGAUUUCAGGAGAUUUUGACUGAAAUUGAAAUUUUAGCUUUGAUUGUGGGAUGCUUAUGUCACGACCUUGACCACAGGGGAACCAACAAUGCCUUCCAAGCCAAGAGCGGAUCAGCCUUAGCUCAGCUCUAUGGCACCUCUGCUACCUUGGAGCACCACCAUUUCAAUCAUGCUGUCAUGAUUCUCCAAAGUGAGGGUCACAACAUCUUUGCUAACUUGUCCUCUAAGGACUACAGUGACCUUAUGCAGCUUCUAAAGCAAUCGAUAUUGGCAACAGACCUCACUCUGUAUUUUGAGAGAAGGACUGAGUUUUUUGAACUUGUCAGUAAAGGUGGUUAUGAUUGGAAUAUAAAGAAACAUCGAGAAAUAUUUCGAUCAAUGCUAAUGACAGCCUGUGACCUUGGAGCUGUGACCAAACCGUGGGAGAUUUCAAGACAGGCGGCUGAGCUGGUAACCAGUGAGUUCUUUGAACAAGGAGACAGAGAAAGAUCUGAACUGAAACUCACCCCGUCAGCCAUUUUUGAUCGGAACAGGAAAGAUGAACUACCCAGGUUGCAGCUCGAGUGGAUUGAUAGCAUCUGCAUGCCAUUGUAUGAGUCUCUAGUGAAGCUGAAUGCGAAACUGAAGCCUAUGCUGGACUCUGUGGCAGUAAACAGAGGUAAAUGGGAGGAGCUGCACCAAAAAAGACUUCCUUCUCAGGCAGCAUCCUCGACCUCCUUUUCCUCUAGCUUUACCGUGUCUCUCAAAGACAUAAAUUAAGCCUGCAAAUGUCAAUGUCUAUUUAUGAUAAAAGCUGUCUGAAAGGCUUCCGUAAGCUUUGGCACACCACUUUUUUUAAGAAAUGCUUUCAGAGACAUGCUUAAUUGAUCGGAUAUUAUCUUGAUGGCAGCCUAGUUUGGUUUUACUCAGAGCUUUAGUCAGUCUGAAGGGAAGGCCUGCGGUGAGAUUGCGCUGGUUUCCGAAAUGACAUGGAAGACAGCACAAGAAGCAUUCAUUCAGCUCCGCUCCAUUUCAACUGCUGCUGUAAAAAUCUGUAAAGCUGACAACAGACUGAAAUAUAAGAACUUGCAGCUUAAUAAAAUUAAUAAUACAGAGCAGAACUGGGAUGCAAGCUGGUCAAUUCACAUGCAAGGAGCUGCAGGAAAGCAGAAUAGUAUGUAAUUACAUUGUUUUGCAUCUCUUCAGUACAUGUUAUGAAUCAAUUAUGCCUGCUUUUGUGAUGUUCCUCUCUCACUCUUCCCUCCUCUUUUAUGCCUGGAUGUUCUGAAAAGCCUGCUUUGUAUUCUGAAGAAGUAUUUUUUUACAACAAAGCUUCUUAGUGAUUGAUCAGGGCCUUUAGAAUUGCCUACCUUUGCUACAUUUAACAACAAACUUUAUUAUCUUUAAAAAUACCAAUCUGUCCCUGCUUCCCUGAGAAAUUCAUAUUAACAAUGCAGUAAAUUUCUCAGCAACGGGAAGCUUGCAUAAAAGCAAAAUAUUGCAUGGUAAUUUUAGAGGGUUGUUGUUUGUUUGUUUGUUUUUAAAUACUCCUUUAACACAGUUUUUUAAAUUACAGUGUCCCCUAAGGAAAAAAAUAAUGGGCUUCAAUGAAAAUAGAAUAAAAAUAAAAAAGAAAAUCUGCUGCCUUAUGCUUCAGGUUUAUAUUAUAUUGAAAACUGGACCGUGGAUAAGCCUUUCUAGUAUAAUCUGCAGCUGAAUGAGUAUUUUGAAAUGACGGAGAGAAAGAGUAUCAUUGGACUGACUACCUCUUCUCUUGCAGUUCUUUCAGUACAAUUUAAGAUGGUUAUUAUUACAGCUAGUGCAGUCCUAGGGUCACACAUAGACAUGUGCAGUAGAGGGAUUCAUUAAAGUUUAAUCAAACACGAUAGGUCACAAAACCAAACAUGUCCAGUUCUAUGUCAUGAUGCUGGUAUUAUGUGAAAGUUGGUCUCCCUCCAUUAGUACAGGGAUCACUAGGGUAGCAAAACUGUGAUCUACGAACUGAGGGUGCUUUCUCUGCUGCGUGACGGGGCACAAGAGGAGUCGUGUUGCAGUGCUUACGAGUUCCCAUUCAUGGGAGAAGAAAAGCCUUUGUACUCCAUGAAAAAUGCGAUGCUAAAUAUAGCAUUGUCUGGCAGCAGAAAUUAAAGCUGAAUUCAGCUUAAUUUUACACCUGUGACAAAGUCCACUUACUUCAUGGAGGUACCUUGAACUGACACCAGCCUCAUGGAAAUCAGAACCUGGCCCAGUGGACCAGAUGCUAUAAGGAGCCUUCCUGCUUUCCAAUGAAAGUGAGUCGUUAGCAGCUUUGAAAAGCUGACUACAUCUGUCUGAUAAUCAAACAGAAACAACAAAUCUGCUGAUCACUUCCUUAAAAAAAAAAAAAAAAAAAAAAGAAAA
Messenger RNA from Cygnus olor (mute swan), 4706 nucleotides. It is a transcript of the gene PDE11A, whose product is annotated as phosphodiesterase 11A. The record is from RefSeq and is a predicted model, not a curated record. Gene Ontology annotation, molecular function: protein binding; 3',5'-cyclic-nucleotide phosphodiesterase activity. Lineage: Eukaryota; Metazoa; Chordata; Aves; Anseriformes; Anatidae. Gene Ontology annotation, biological process: signal transduction.